Brenthis ino (lesser marbled fritillary) is the source of this 1620-nucleotide messenger RNA. NCBI's taxonomy places the organism in Eukaryota, Metazoa, Arthropoda, Insecta, Lepidoptera, Nymphalidae. The record is from the annotation of a GenBank genome assembly.
AUGAUAACAAUGCUAACAAAUUCUAAGUUGUUGUGGGGACUGUGGCAAGUGGUGAGCUACUGUUCUUCACGUACGUCGCUGCCGUUGCUGCUGACCGUUGGCGUGACAUUUUUGGUAAUGCGGCUAAUAAAUUUAGUGCGUGAGAUCCAAAAGUUGCCGCCAGGACCGUGGAGCCCGCCAGUUGUUGGUUAUCUUCCCUUCCUUGGAGUUCGUCACAAAAAAUUUUUGGAGCUUGCAAGAAGUUAUGGUGGUCUCUUUUCUGCUCGUCUUGGCAAUCAGCUAACGGUAGUAAUGAGCGACUACAAAUUGAUUAGAGAAGCUUUCCGCAGAGAAGAGUUUACCGGACGGCCUAGUACUCCGUUAAUGCACAUUUUGGAUGGUUUAGGUAUCAUCAAUAGUGAGGGACGUCUUUGGAAAAGCCAACGUCGGUUCUUACAUGAGAAACUGCGUGAAUUUGGCAUGACUUACAUGGGCAAUGGCAAGAAAGUUAUGGAAGCCCGAAUUAAGUGUGAAGUUCAAGAGUUAAUUGGGAACUUGCAACGCUCAGAGUGUGAGUUAUUAGAUCCAAACCCUCUACUCGCCCUGGGCGUAUCUAACGUGAUCUGCGGUAUCACCAUGUCAUUGCGUUUUAGUCACGGCGACGCACGAUUUGCAAGACUUAAUCAUUUAAUCGAAGAAGGCAUGAGGCUUUUUGGAGAAAUUCACUACGGAGAAUAUAUUCCUCUAUAUAACUAUCUUCCCGGGAAAGCUCUCAUUCAAGAAAAAGUUGCAAAAAAUCGCGAAGAAAUGUUUGCUUUCUAUCAAAAUUUAAUUGAUGAACAUAGGGAAACUCUCGAUAUCAACAACUCUAGAGAUCUUAUCGACGUUUAUUUAAUUGAAAUCGAAAAGGCUAAGAUCGAAGGAAGAGAUGGAGAGUUAUUUGAAGGGAGAGAUCAUGAAUUGCAACUAAAACAGAUCUUAGGAGACUUAUUUUCUGCUGGCAUGGAAACUAUAAAAUCCUCACUCCUGUGGAUGAUUGUUUUUAUGCUAAGAAAUGCUGACGUAAAAAGACGAGUACAAGAAGAACUAGACAGAGUGGUUGGUCGUGAUAGACUUCCAACCAUUGAAGAUAUGCCCAAUUUACCAUAUACUGAAACUACCAUUCUUGAGACUCUCCGUAUGUCAAGCAUUGUUCCUCUUGCUACUACACAUUGCCCUACAAAAGACGUCCACCUUAAUGGCUAUAGAAUUCCAGCGGGCUCACAGGUUGUUCCAUUAAUUAACUGCGUACAUAUGGAUCCAAAUCUCUGGGUAGAACCUAAUAAAUUUAAUCCGAGCAGAUUUAUCGACGAGACUGGCAAAAUCAAACGACCUGAAUAUUUUAUGCCUUUCGGUGUCGGUCGUCGAAUGUGCCUGGGUGAUGUUUUGGCUCGCGUAGAAAUGUUUAUGUUUUUUGCCGCUAUAAUGCAUCAAUUUGACUUGCAAACUGAAUCUGGUGCGGCCCCACCUUCGUUGGAAGGCACAGUGGGUGCAACCAUUGCACCGGAACCGUUCCGCGUCAAGUUCGUCCCGCGUGCGCCACCCGCUCCGCCUGCGGUCGUCCUGCACGACCACCCGCACCUACGCCAUGUCGGCGCGCAC